This is a messenger RNA of Lates calcarifer (barramundi perch), 6461 nucleotides long. RefSeq names its product XK, Kell blood group complex subunit-related family, member 7b (gene xkr7b). The record is from RefSeq and is a predicted model, not a curated record. Gene Ontology annotation, cellular component: plasma membrane. Lineage: Eukaryota; Metazoa; Chordata; Actinopteri; Centropomidae. Gene Ontology annotation, biological process: engulfment of apoptotic cell; apoptotic process involved in development; phosphatidylserine exposure on apoptotic cell surface.
CAGCCCCCUCCCUUCUCUCUCUCUCCCUCUCUCUCCCGUUCCCCCACCUCUUUCUCUGUCUUUCUCUCCUAUCCUAACCAACAUGGCCGCUAAGUCGGAUGGAGCAGCGGUGUCUGUGGAAGAUGACAACACGCCCAGAAGCCUCUCGGAGCCGGGGAACCCCGCCGCCCGGCCCCGCUGCACCGCCGCCGGCGGGAAACCCUACACCCUGCUGGACUGCUGCUGGGUGCUCUGCGCCCUGCUCGUCUUUUUCUCCGACGGCGCGACCGACCUGUGGCUGGCCGCCGACUACUACCUGAGAGGCGACUACUGGUGGUUCGGCUUGACGCUCGUCUUCGUCGUGGUGCCCUCCGCUGUCGUCCAGGUAUUGAGUUUCAGGUGGUUCGUGUAUGACUACUCGGAUCUGAGCGGCGGGGACGGAGCAGCGAGCGGCAGCGGGACCGGCGCGGGAGCGGCAGGCGCGGCAGGCGGAGCAGCCACGGCGGGCGACAACACUUUAAGCACCAAGGACAGCGACCAGCGCGGUGGGAGCGCGGCGGUGGGGAACGCCGCGAAUGUUACCCCGGUUUACACGUCCUCUGCCCCGCCUGCGACGACAGGGAGAGUCGCCCCCCCCCGGAGGUGCUGCACCGUCUGCAUGUGGGUCUUUCAAACCGUGCUUCACGUCCUGCAGCUGGGGCAAGUCUGGAGGUAUAUCCACGCCCUGUACCUGGGCGCCCAGAGCCGUUGGCACGGCAACGGGCCCCGCCGCCACUUCCACUGGCGGCUGAUGUUUGAGAGCGCUGACAUCACCAUGCUCCGUCUCCUGGAGGCCUUCCUUAAGUCGGCACCGCAGCUCGUCCUCCAGCUGAGCAUCAUGAUCCACGGAAACACCGUCCUCCCUCUGCAAGGUCUCUCGGCCUCUGCCUCCCUGGUCUCUCUGGCCUGGAUGAUCGCCUCCUACCAGAAGGUUCUCCGGGACUCCCGCGACGACAAGCUGCCCAUGUCCUACAAGGCUGUGAUCGCCCAGAUGCUGUGGCACUUCUUCACCAUCGGGGCGAGGACCGUGGCCUUCGCCCUCUUCGCCUCCGUCUUCCAGCUCUACUUUGGCAUAUUCAUCGUCAGCCACUGGUGUGUCAUGACCUUCUGGAUCAUCCAAGGUGAGACCGACUUUUGCAUGUCCAAGUGGGAGGAGAUCAUCUACAACAUGGUGGUGGGCAUCAUCUACAUCUUCUGCUGGUUCAAUGUCAAGGAGGGUCCCAGCCGUUUCCGCAUGACCGUCUACUAUUCCGUGACACUGGCUGAGAACGUGGCACUGACCGCCGCCUGGUACACCUACCGCGGCCCCGUCACCACCGACUCCUACGCCCUGGUUGUGGUGUGCCUGGUGGCCUGCAGCUUUGCCCUGGGAACCUUCUUCAUGUUGGUGUACUACUGCUGGCUGCACCCUGAUGGGCCCGUUCUGGGCUCACAGUGGGGAGGGUGUGUGGAUGAGGGUGUGGUGGGUGCAGGAGGGGUGGCGGGAGUGAUAGAUGCCUGCCUCACCCCGUCACAGGGGUCCCAAACAGACAUGGUUAUUACCAGCCCUCCGAGGACCCUCCCCAGGACUAAAGACACAGGGGAGCCAGUUCCCGGGGAGAGAGACAGGGACAAGGAGAGAGACAGGGACAGUUGCCUGCCUGUCUUCCAGGUACGUCCUUCCCCUUCCUCCUCUCCUGCACUCCUCCACAGGACCUCCUCCUCAUCCCGCGCACAGGAGGGCCCAGUGAUCCGGAUUGACCUCCCAAGAAAGCGAUACCCAGCUUGGGAUGCGCACUUUAUCGAUCGGCGCCUCCGCAAGACCAUCCUGCUUCUGGAGACGUCGUCAGCUGUCAGCCCCCGGAUACAGUACAGGAGUAGCAUGAUGGGCAGCAAAGAGGUAUUAGAAUAUGAGACAACUGUCUAAGCCAACAGGGGCUCUUAAACUUAAAAAAUGCAGUCUGGGACCAAGGCUCAGCCUGAGAUCAGUUCUCAUCCCAGGACUACCUUCGCCAGGAGAAGCAUGAAAAGGAGACAGGAGUGUCAGACAGCUCCUUUUAAAAAAAAAAAAGAGGUUGUCAGAACUUGAUUGUAAAAUGUGAAGCGCAAUCUGGGACCAAGGCUCUCCCCUUAGGACACAGUCCGGGAGUAAGUAGCAUGAAUGAGCCGUGGGAAGUUAAUGGAGUAACGCUGAACUGGGAUAAUCUUCAUCUUUUCUAAAAGCUUGGAGGUGAGAAAUUUAAUCUCUCACCCAGGGACCAAGGAGUGUUAGAUUUAGUUUCAUCAUGUACGGUCAGUACAAGAAGUAAAAGGACUUGAGAGCAAUGAAGUUGCCGAGUUUGAGAUAACUGAGAAACAGUCUGCUGCAUGAACUUGAGCCUUGGACCCCGGAGACUCAACAGAGACUUACCAGGGAACAUUUAGAGACUGGUUGCUAGAGUUUGCACGGGACAUGCAAUCAUUUUGGUUUGGCAGCAAAAUUAAGACUGAUUGAUCCAAUAAAUAUUAAUAAUUUGCACAUCAAAAGAUGCCAAAGAUCUACCUUAAAACUGGGCUAAAUUUGGUUGAAAAUUGUUGUCUUUUUUUUUUUUUUUUUUUUGGUUGUUUUGUUUUUAGAAAUCUAGGUUACAUACAGUAUAAUAGGAUAGAUAUGUUGUUAAACAACACUUUAAUGAGUAUAUUUCAGUGUGAAACAAGACAUAACCACAGGAUGAAUAAUUAAAAAAUAUAUAUGAAUGUGAAUGAAACAAUUGAUAUUUAAACAUAGAUGUUCACCCAAAUUUAGCCCAGUUUUAACCAGCUAGAUAUUUUUGACCUCCAAAUCACCAUUGCUAACUUGGUAUAUAAUGUAAGAAAUCUUUUUUUCUUUUUCCCCCAUUAUGCUUCCAAAAGAUUGCAUGUCCCUAACAACAUUUGGUAACCAUCCUCUAAGCAUUGUCAGUGGUGUCUUAAGAGAAAUAUAAUACUCUACUUUGGUCUCCAGUCUCAUGAGGACACAAGAAUCCAUCUAAUGUAGGCUCACGGCUCAGUCUAAGUCCAGAUGAUUUAUGAAACGUAGGCCUGAGAUACAAAUGAUAGCACUCAUCCAUCCAUAUGUGUUACAAAAGCAGCCAUAGCAAAAGUCCUACUGUUUACAUCCCUGCUACACUGUCACCCUCGACCCUGAGAAAAGACUUGUUUGGAAAACAUCUAUCAAGACUGGAUGUAAGGUGGAUGACUUUUGAAAUGGCUACCACCAUAUGGCAUGCUGUAAUUCACCACAAACAGGCCUAUGAUGUACAGUUGAAUAAAUACAGAUGUCAGAUAUAAGCUAUUAUAAUAAGCUGUAGUUAGGUGAUGAAUGAUGUUUGGGUGAAGAAGCUUCUUUUACUCUUAAGAGUCUAAAUUUCGUCCAGAGUUGUCCACGUUUUUUGAAUACAUAACAUAGGGGUAUGAAGGGUAUCAUGAGCAACCUCAUUAUGCUAUGAAAACAUUUUCCAGUAUUUAGUUUUUGGGGAGAACAGUGGCUGAAAAGAUAUGUUUUUAACCAUGUCAACAGACCUUAAAGAUUGCUCGAGGGGUUUGUUGGAAGGUGAAAACACUACACAAGAAACAAAGCUAAAAGAGAAGUGAUAACAAAAGCCAGCAAAAGAUGUAUAGUACUGUAACACUUUUGCAGGCUAGCUGGUGAGCAAUUGCUGCUGUUUCUUGUCACAAAUACAAUGUUGACAUGGGAUUGAACUUUUGGAAAGGCAGUGUUGUUUACGAAAUGAAACCAUGUACAGGCCUUUGAGUCAAAGCAGUUUUUGGUAGAUUCAGGUUCAGAUGAAUAAGUGGCAUCAUCACUAGACUGAAAAAAACACAUGGUAAGAACUGAUAAUAAACUACUGUUGUGAUGCCUGAUCAGUUACCAGCUUCAGAGGUUGAAGUUUAAACGUUGCACCUCCCAGGCAUGAAUGAUUGUUAAUAACAAUUAGAAGAAGCUGGAUGCUGAGAAAGUCAAGCAUGGUCAGCAACAGUACCUGAAGGAAGAACCGUUGAAAAAAGAAAAAAACACUAGCAUCAAAGAUAACUUUUGUCUUCACUCAUAUUACACAACAGAUUUCUCUUCAGUCUCUCUUUGAAGUUCUUUUCAAAGACUUUUCUCGUUGAAAGCCUUUAGGGUUACUCUGUGCAUUUAAGGUGAUCUCAUUUGUUGUGAUGAAGUGGGAGAUCUUUGAGUCCAUCCCCAGAAACACUUAAACCAGUGUUGUGAUUGUUUCAAUUGAAGACGCCAGAAGGUGUUAGCAUUGAUAGCAAUGCACUUGAAAGCAUUUCUCUAAAAAGAAAAAAAAAUUAAAUUCACUAUGUGACCCUGAUGCAUCUCAAAAAGCAUGUUCGUCAAAAUAUGUAGAAGAUAUGUUUGAGAUACUGUGCAGUGAGAAAGGUUCCCAGUUCAUGGUAUAGUUUAACUUGUUUGUUAUGCUUAGUAGCAGCAAGAGGAAGCUUUUUAUGUUACAACCCAACAAUCAUUUAGAAGAUGCCAAUGUUCAGGGUGUCACCAAUUCAUGGUUGACUGGCACAAGCACAAAAACAAAAUAUUAAGGCACAGUAAAACUCAAGGUAAACUGCUAUGAACUUGUGUCAAAAAAUACUUAGAUUCUAUGUUUGAUUCGAUGUUCAACAAGCUGAUGAACUGUCUCCACCCUGAUUGAUUGACAAAGACAAACAAUUCCCUCCUGCUGUUCUGGAUACUGCAACAAAAAUGUGUUCAUUGUUGCAGUAUCCAGAACAGUUUAAUCAUCACCUUUUGCUGAUGAUGCAUGUGUAUACUCUGAGGUGUUGAGGGAACUCCCAGGGGAGAAACUUCUGUCUCGUUUGUAUUUAAGGUCGAUGGAUAGAACAAUCACUAAGAGCAGUUUAUAUACUUACUUUACAACAAUGCGUUUUCAUAGAUAAGCAGCUGUGAUGCAAGCAGCAUUGUUCAGAUGCUUACCUAUGUCUGUUUGGAGAAUUAAAAAGUACCAGAGCACAGACCAGGGCCAAUUAUCCUGGCUGGCACCUGAGUAUCUUCAGAGAGGGUUUUUUGUAUCAGCAAAAAUUGUGGCCUGAUGUUGAUGCUAACGUAAAGGGUCAUUGACAUCCUUAAGAGGGUGGCCUCUCAGUUAACUGCAACGUCCACAGUUUGAUUGUAAGCCGAGGGACAUUUAUUUCAUAUCAUGCUGUCUCUCUUUAGACAGUCAACUGUCAAAUAAAGGUGUGAUGAUCACAAACAUCCACUGCAAAUUUUAUGGCGGUCAGGACAGUAGUUUGGUUAACUUGCUCUUGAGUCUGGAUCAAAGUCUUCACCAGUGUUACUCAGUGGUAAAUGUUGAGAUCGAGACACAAAAUGUUGCAGAUACAUCAUGUAAAUGCACGUAAAUGCAAACAUGUUCCAUUAGUUUGUCUUCAAAACUCUCUGCUGCUUUCGUCAUCCAAGAUGAUACUUCACCACCCACACUUUUCAUGUGUCCAUUUGCAUCUUGCAGAUGUGCUGUGUCAGUCUCUGAGAAUGUGAACAAAAAGCACUCUGAGGAUUCGCCGAAUACACUGAGUAGCCAUCAUGCACACUUGUGCGUUGUUAAAGGAAGUAUAUAAGCGCUCUCGCCCCAAUAAGGUUUGUGGUUGUAUGUGUGUCUUCUCUACAAGAAAAAUCAGGAAUACAAAUUAAAAAUAUACAUAUAUUGGUAAUAAUCCAGUUUUAUUAUCUGGACAGUGUUGUGUCCUACCUGAACUUGUGGAUGUUGGUAGCAGUGGUGACAGUCAUGGCGAAGUUAAUGGUGCUGAAAACAAAGACUCUUUGUCAAAUGUGAUCAUGUCAAACAUGAUCAGCCUGAAGGCUAAUGUACAGAUGAUGCAUACGUUAACCUCCCAGUUGUGGACAGAGGCGAGUCUUCGCUUUCUCUGAUGAACCAGUCCUUUGUCGUUGAGGUAAAAUAACAGUUAAAAGUGGUGCGCUGGUUAUAUAUUGACUUGAACAAAAACAUGUUAAAAAGUUAAACAGUGAGUUAAAAAACUCAAAUCAUCUUUUAUUAAUUGAUGCAAGUAUUUAUGUUUAUUUAUUUUUGUAUUUGUUUUAUAUCUAUUUAUCUAUUGUUUACUCACUCGGUGGCCAUGUCUUUGGUAUGACUCUUAUAUUAAGAUGUAAAAACUGAAAAUAGAUUUUUUUUUACUCAUUCUAUAUAUCUGUAUAUACCAGAGUGGCGCUAUACUAGGACGUGUGUGUGUGUGAGUAUGUGUGCUUUGGUUUGUAUGUAUUGUAUGUACAGUAUGUAUGUAAGGAUGUGCUCUAAGUUUUUUUGAUAAUGCUGCUUAAACAUCCUCUGAGUGAACGAGCAGAAAAAUAAACCAGUGGUGAAAAUAUCUAUGACGAUGUUAAAAAAAAAAAAGAACUCAACAAGCUGUGCUGAUAACUGUAGAUGGGAACAAUACUGUAGUAAACAUGGCUGAACAGCCAUCGAAAUAAA